CUUCUUCUUCUUUAUUUUCUGCUUCCCUUUUUCCUCUCUGGCAGAGAUUCUAUCGUCUUCUUCCUCUCAAUUAAAUUUCCAUUAAAACAAACCCUCAAAUGCACUCCUUCCCUAUCUCUAUCACGCCUCCGCAUAUUCUUGUAACCAAAUGCUCCCCUUCUGUUUCAUUUCUCUGGCACCUUACCACAGUAGCCUAAAGAAGUUUUUUUUUGAUCCUAUAUACCCCUUAUCUCAUUUUUUCCCCAACUAUUUCGAAACUCCCCUCCCAAACUAUUUCUUUUUCCGUUUGCAUUUCUUCUAUUUCUUCCUUGUUGUUCACCUUUCUUUCUUUUUUAUUUGCCCGCACUUCCCAAUUUCCAGGAUUGGUGCAGUUUCUAUUUGGGGUUUUUGAUCAUCCCACCGCCACCAUUGUUUUUCUUUUGUUACUCUCUAGGGUUUCCUUCCCCCCUUUUUCCUUUUCCUGUUUCAAUUUUUUUGGUUUCCAGGGCCUUUUAUCCAGGUUUUGUAGAUGUUCUUAAUCGAGUAGAAAGAAAGAAAGCAAAAUAGUUACAUCUUGUUGUCGUUUUACCUUGAAAUUUCAUUGGAAUAUCCCCUUCUUUUUGGCAGUAUUUGCUGAAGUUUUCAUUUUCUUACUUCAGAAAUCUUAAUACAAUCUAGUAUAGUCACUUGAUUAAUUAAAAGAACAAAGAAACUUAAAGUAACUUCGAAGUUUCUACCUUUUCAUUUUAAAAUCAGAGAUUCUCCAGGACUAUUGAAACACAAUCCACUUCUUUCCCCAGACGGAAUUGUUUUCUUUUUUUAAAGAAUAAUAAAAAAAUUGUUUUUAGAUUGGUUGCAUUGUGGCGUGGCGUGGCGUUUGGGAGGGUUUAGAAAGUUGCUAGGGAAGAAAAGUGGUUUAGGAUUGCAUGGGAGAGCAUGAAGGGUGGGCGGCGCUGCAACCACCAAACGGUCUAUUGCCAAACGGUUUGUUACCGAACGAAGCAGCCUCCGUGAUUCAGAUGCUUGACUCGGAACGAUGGAUGAAGGCUGAGGAAAGAACCGCCGACCUCAUUGCCUGCAUUCAGCCCGAUGCACCCUCUGAAGGUCGCCGUAAUGAUGUUGCUGAUUACGUACAGCGCCUCAUCACCAAAUGCUUCCCUUGUCAGGUGUUUACUUUUGGGUCUGUGCCCCUUAAGACCUAUUUGCCUGAUGGGGAUAUUGACUUAAUGGCGUUCAGUAAGAAUCAAAAUUUGAAGGAUAUGUGGGCUCAUCAGGUUCGUGAUAUGCUGGAAAAUGAAGAAAAGAAUGAGAAUGCUGAAUUCCGAGUAAAAGAAGUUCAGUACAUUCAGGCCGAGGUGAAGAUAAUUAAGUGUCUUGUAGAAAAUAUUGUGGUAGAUAUUUCAUUUAAUCAGCUUGGUGGAUUAUGUACCCUUUGUUUCCUUGAAGAGGUUGAUAUUUUGAUAAAUCAGAACCAUUUGUUCAAGCGUAGCAUCAUACUGAUAAAAGCUUGGUGUUAUUAUGAGAGUCGUAUUUUGGGUGCUCAUCAUGGACUCAUCUCUACUUAUGCCUUGGAAACCUUGGUUCUUUACAUAUUCCAUGUUUUCAAUGAGUCCUUUUCUGGACCUCUUGAGGUCCUGUAUCGUUUUCUUGAGUUCUUUAGCAAGUUUGAUUGGGAAAAUUUCUGCGUUAGCCUCUGGGGUCCGGUUCCAAUCAGCUCACUUCCAGAAAUAACAGCAGAACCUCCUCGAAAGGAUGGUGGAGAGUUGUUACUCAGCAAAUAUUUUCUCGAUACUUGUAGUUCAAGAUAUGCUGUUUGCCAAGAAAAUCAGGGCCAACCAUUUGUUUCUAAACAUUUCAAUGUGAUCGAUCCUUUGCGUAUAAAUAACAACCUUGGACGUAGUGUUAGUAAAGGCAAUUUCUUUAGGAUACGCAGUGCAUUUUCCUUUGGGGCUAAAAAGUUGGCAAGAUUACUUGAUUGUCCCAAAGAGGACCUCUUUCAAGAAGUAAAUCAAUUCUUUAUGAAUACAUGGGAAAGGCAUGGCAGCGGCCAACGCCCUGACGCACCAAGGAAUGAUCUCUGGUGCUUGAGAUUAUCAAAGGAUGACCAAACUCAAGAAUCUAAGAAUGUCUGGAACAAUUCAAUCAGCAAAGUAAAUGAUAUUUCCUCAAGGCUUCAAACUCAAGGAUCAUGUAGUUUUUCCUCACAGCAUGUUAUUCAUCCAUCUGAAAGCACAACUAAGGUAAAUGAAAUAUCUACUGUGUCUUGCGCUCAGAGCCAAAAGGGUUAUGGUAGCAUUUGCAACUCAAAGACCUCUGAUCAGGUUAGAUGGGUUUCUAAUUCCAAUCAGAAUGUCCAUAGUAGUACAGGUCAGAAUAUUUCUAAAGCAGAGACAUCAGUGACUGAUGUUCGAGGAAGAUAUCUUUUUGCAAGGACAAGAUCUAGUCCUGAGCUUACUGAAACAUGUGGGGAAUUUACUUCUCAAGGAAGACAGAACGGAGUGCCAGAGAGUGGGAAAACCCAGAUUGCUUCUGUGAGGACAGAUAAGGAUCGGAGGAAGAAUAUGGAUUCUGAUAUGGUGGCAAGCUAUAACAUUAAAUCAUCAGGUGAUACUUCUUCAUCUGUUAGGUGCACUUCAACCCGUCAAAGCAUUGAUACUGCUGCUGAGCCAAACAGUCUUCUAAAUGGUUGCCAAGAUGAUUCAGGCUUGGGAAGCACUGGUCAGGACUUCUCUUCAAUUCUGGGGGCACAAGGAAUGCAUCAAGAAAAGCAAGAUCUGGUGAACAUGAUGCCAUCUUCUGCAGUUCAUGGCUUUAAUGGUCAGGUUCCUUUUCCAUUAAAUUUAGCUGCAGGUGACUUACCUUUUCCUAUCCAUUCUCUAUCAAUGGGAUAUGAUCAGAGAAAUUUGGGCAGACUUGUUCCUACAAAUAUAGAAAUGUUUCCCCAACGAUUGAUCUCUUGUCCUUUUGCCAAUUAUUUUUCUGGCAUUGGAUUACCCUCAAAUUCUGAGGAUCCACCUGGGGAAGUAGAACAUAAGUUAUGGCAUGAACAAGACAGGGGCGCCAAUGGUGGUUUUGAUCUUGAUAAUGGAAGUUUUGAAAUACUUCAGUCAGAUGAUAAGCAACUUUCUACUUCACCUAGAGUAGGCAGCUCAGAUAAUUCUACUAAAGUACAACACAAGUUUUCUGAAGAUAUUCAAGGAUCAACUAGGGAAGAUCAUAUAGAUGUUUGCCAAUAUCAAGAUAAUAGAGGGGGAGAUGUUUACUUUGAAGAAAAAAUUGUAAGUUCUAGACACUUAGCUGUUUCACAUGCUAGUUCAUACAGAAGUAAAACCUCAUCAGAAAGUUCUUUGGAAGGGUUAUCAGCUAAGAUCCCUAAGCCAUCUAAGGAGAAACGGGGUAGGAAAACAGCUGCUUCUGUGCUUCCUUCUGCUGCAUGUAGGAAAGGUAAGAUUGUAUCUGAGCAUUCCUCUCAGGCAGAUGAUGGCAGAGACUGGAAUUCACCAUCAAUACCUGGAACUGAAAUGGCUGAAAGAACUACUGGACCUCAGCUGGUUGGUUCUUUACCCGUUACAAAGCAUCAAAUUUCUGGAUAUGAGACAGCUCAGACAAAUGGCUCAGAUCCACUGAUACCUGUUGCUCUGUUCCCCUUAGGUCCAGGUUCAGGGAAAAGAACUACAGAUAAUUCUGGACUGUCCACCUUAGCCUUCACAAUAACAGGGCCACCGGUUCCAUUUUUGUUUUGCCCUUUUCACAACAUUCCAGCAGACACAGGAACUCCAGAAGCAUCUACAAGCCAUGUUAGUUGGGAUGAAGGUUCUGAGAACACUGAUUCUGGUCUAAAUUUCGAAUCAUCUGAGAGACUUGAUCAGUCUGAGGUGUUAAGUACUUCUAGUUCUAUGAGAAAGGUCAUGUCUCUUGAGCCAGCGGAGCAUAAAUCUGACAUUCUUAAUGGUGACAUUGCUAGCCAUUGGCAAAACUUGCAGUAUGGACGGUUUUGCCAAAAUUCACGAUUUUCUCCACCUAUGAUUUAUCCUUCACCUGUUGUGGUGCCACCCAUUUAUUUACAAGGUCAUUUCCCAUUAGAUGGUCCUGGGAGACCUCUUCCAUCUAAUCUGAGUCUUUCUCAACUUAUGAAUUAUGGACCUCGUAUUUUCCCUGUUGCUCCUCUCCAAUCUGUCUCAAGUAGACCUGCGAGUCUAUACCAACGGUAUGUUGAUGAGAUGCCAAGAUAUCGUAGUGGUACUGGGACAUACCUGCCAAAUCUCAAAGCUUCAAUGAGAGAACGUCAUUCUGCAAAUUCAAGGAGGGAAAAACAUAAUUAUGACAGAAAUGGCCAGCAGGGUGAUAGAGAAGGGAACUGGAAUGGCAAUUCAAAGUACCGAGCUGUUGGGCGUAGCCAAAGUCGCAAUCAGAAUGAAAAAUCAAAGUUCUCAUUUGACCAAUUGGCAGAUGUUGGUGGUGAAAGCAGAACUGAGAGGCCUUGUGGCUCACGUAGACAUGAUUCAUUUACAUCAUACCAGUCUCACAAUGGAUCAGUCCACUCAAACUCUUCACCAAGUAGUUCUGCUAACCUGCCAUAUGGCAUGUGCCCGCUGCCAGCUAUGAACCUCAAUGGGGUGUCAUCUAAUGGACCUCCCAUUCCAUCUGUUGUGAUGCUGUAUCCUUAUGAUCAUAAUUCUGCUUGUGGUUCCCCUGCUGAACCGCUAGACAAUGGCUCUCUUGGAACGAUGGGUUUCUCAGGUGUGAAUGAAGUAUCACAGCUAAGCAAUGGAAGGAGCUCUGGUGGAGUAUUUGACAAGCAAAUAUUUCAUGGUACCUCUGCUCAACGAUUUUAACCAGACCAGCCUUCUUCUCCCCACCUCCAAAGCAGGGGAUUUGGUUCUAUUGCCAGAUCAGCGGCCCAGAAGAUGGGGAUUCCCCCCACCCGCUUGCUUUUAACAUUUGCGGGAAGAAUUUGAUGAUGGUGGAACCCUAUGAAGAGGGAACCCCUCCUUAACACGCUUUUUUGUGUUCUCAAUCUCACUCAUGAAAGCAACAAGUGGUUUUUCUGAUUCAUUGAUUCCUAAUGGUUUUCUCGGAAAAUGGGUCACCCAUGUUUCUUGGCUUGUGCCCUUCUAUACAUAUACUAUGAACGAUGGAAAAUCUUUUGCUGAAGGUGCUCUAUAUUUUUUUAUGAAGACAUAACAGAGUAAUGAUGAGAGACUUAUAUGCAGGACUCGUAGGAUAGUUAAAAUUUAGGUUUCGAUACGUUGCAACUCAAAUAGGUGCUCCUCAGAAUUCAGUCAUUUUUAUAAAUUGCAAUUACUAGGAUUUCCCUUCCUCACAAAUGUAAUAGGAUUCGAUCAUUUUUUGAUUUCAUAAUUUCAUUACUAGCUUUCAUUGAA
Molecule: messenger RNA, 5363 nt
Organism: Gossypium raimondii (Peruvian cotton)
Lineage: Eukaryota; Viridiplantae; Streptophyta; Magnoliopsida; Malvales; Malvaceae
Exons: 9
Coding region: 906-4814 (1302 amino acids)
Source: RefSeq, a predicted model, not a curated record